AUGGACGAGAACGGCGCAAUCCGCGAAGUCGAUCACGAUGACACAAAAACCACUGCAGAGAAGCACACUUCUUCGGCAGUCGAGAAAGAUCUGGACGAGGUAACUGAGAAACUAGAGAGCACUGAUAUGUUCGCUGGUCUACAGAAGAAGAAGAAGCCAAAGAAGACUGAAGAUGAACCCACCGAAGCAGCACCAGUGGCAGAUGGCGAAUUCGAUCCCUCGUCCUUGAAAAAGAAGAAGAAGAAGACAAAGCCCAAAGACGAUGACUUCGAGGCUAAAUUGGCACAGGCUGGUGUUGAAACUGCAGAAGAGCCUACACCAACGGGAGAGCAGGAAGGCGACUGGGAGAAGGGAACUGGUGUGUUCGCCCACGAUAACAAUACUGCAAUUGCAUACCCCCUUCUACUGGAUCGUUUCUUCAACCUGCUCAACCACUUCAAUCCUGGCAUUUUGGACGGUGGCAGCAAGUCCUACAAAAUCCCUCCUCCACAAUGUCUACGAGAAGGCAACAAGAAGACGAUUUUCGCCAACAUUUCUGAUAUCUGCAAACGAAUGAAGCGAAACGACGAACAUGUUAUUCAAUUUCUGUUUGCUGAAUUGGGUACCAGCGGUUCAGUUGAUGGUAGCAAAAGAUUGGUUAUUAAAGGUCGUUUCCAGCAGAAACAAAUUGAGAACGUCCUGCGAAGCUCAAGUCGGAAAGAGAAAGAGAAUGGCUGGCUAGAAGGGUCGACAUUCGUGUGUUCGGUAAAGGAACAUUUGCGCACGCCUGAUUUUGCACAAGCAUUAGACUGGUCCUUCAUGUUCGGUAGGACAUCAGUGUCAAUGUACAUGGCAGUUCGCUUUGCAGCACGAGCGGCGUUUAGUACUUCUGUCCAAGCUUUCCAUCGAGAGAUUAAGUAG
This is a messenger RNA of Lithohypha guttulata, 900 nucleotides long. RefSeq names its product translation initiation factor eIF-2 beta subunit (gene SUI3). The transcript is spliced from 2 exons. Gene Ontology annotation, molecular function: translation initiation factor binding; mRNA binding; translation initiation factor activity. Gene Ontology annotation, cellular component: eukaryotic translation initiation factor 2 complex. The record is from RefSeq and is a predicted model, not a curated record. Lineage: Eukaryota; Fungi; Ascomycota; Eurotiomycetes; Chaetothyriales; Trichomeriaceae. Gene Ontology annotation, biological process: translational initiation; formation of translation preinitiation complex; formation of cytoplasmic translation initiation complex. Bases 1 to 900 code for a protein of 299 amino acids.